AUGUUCUUAAAAACAGUAAUACUGCUAAUAUGCACCACUUCGAUUAAAUGUGCCCAAAACGCGCGUAUCUUUGGCGGUCAACAGAGGGUUGAACCGGGAGAGUUCCCAUACAAUGCCCUUAUCAACAUUCGAGUACUGCUGAGUACGCAAAUGAAAACCUCCUGUGGAUCAAUCCUAGCGCCAAAGUGGAUCCUUGUGGCAGCCCACUCCGUGUACGACGACAUUGCCAGCCCGAACUUAUUUGAAGUGAUCGCUGGAAGGUACGAUUUGCUUCAGUGGACCGGAACAGAACAAGUGCGUCGAGUGCAAACUGUGAUCCGCCAUCCCGAGUACAAUCACGCGGUCAAAGGCUUCCACGAUAUAGCGUUGCUGCUGCUGACCACGUCGCUGAGCUACAACGAAUAUGUCCAACCGGUUAGUUUGGUGAGCAACUUGGAGUAUCCUUUGGGUGCGGUUGGAAUGGUUACAGGGUACGGAGUGAUUCAACCGAGCGGAACCACUGCGAGCUAUCUUUCGAAGUUGUCGGUGAACAUUCUAACGCCUGAAACCUGCUCCAACGGAGAUGCAUCGUGGAACACAAAUCUGAUUUGCACUGAUCCGGGUACAUGCGAAGGCGAUUCUGGUGCGCCCCUUUUCCUGCGGAACGGUGAUCAGUGGUCGCAAAUUGGACUGAUUUCAUUCGGAUUCCAGUGUGCUUUUUAUGGAACGCCAGCCUACUACACUUCCGUGCCGCAAUAUCUGAACUGGAUCAACGAAACUAUUGUAACGACCAACGACGAUGACAAUGGUUCGAAAAGAACUGCAGUGCCGCUGAUGGGGAUUAUAGUUGUGACGUGUUCGAAGAUAAUCAUUGGUUUUUUGGCGUUUUAAGUUUACACAAAUUUGAUUCGAAGAAAAAGCAAUAUGCCGAUAUGGCGCAAAGAAUCUGUAAAAUUCUUGACAUUCUCUUUAGAAGUAGUAUUAUUAGAUACAGGAACGAAAAAAAUCACAAAAGAAUCAGAGUUAACUGAACAAAUGAUAAACAAUGAAAUUACAUGGCAAAUAAAAAUAGGCACCUGUGAUAAAUCAUCCAAUAUCAUGUUAUAGUUAUACUGCCAAUCUGUGCAUAAAACCAAGUUAUAUGAUCGAUAUUCGACUGACGCCAUAAUCGACCGGGCUGGAAUAUUUGAUG
Messenger RNA from Armigeres subalbatus, 1171 nucleotides. Its product is annotated as coagulation factor IX-like. The coding region runs from base 1 to 870 and encodes 289 amino acids. The record is from RefSeq and is a predicted model, not a curated record. The transcript is spliced from 2 exons. Lineage: Eukaryota; Metazoa; Arthropoda; Insecta; Diptera; Culicidae. Gene Ontology annotation, biological process: proteolysis. Gene Ontology annotation, molecular function: serine-type endopeptidase activity.